CUAUCUUUGGACUAUUCCCGGCUGAAAUUUCACCAAGGUUUUUAUCCUUCCCCCCCUUUUUGAUUUUCGACGUGCGUUUAAUUGAGAAAUGCAAUGGGUUUUUUUUAUCCCUGUUCCUGUUUCAAGUUUUCGUGUAUGAGUAAAGGAGGUUGAGAUGUCGUUGUGAUUGUAUAGGGUUUUGGUUAUUUUGUGUUGAAUCUAUUGUGUGGUUAUUAACUAUUUUGAAUGUGUAUUUUUUGUAUUAUAUUUUUGGUCGGAGAUGUUUGUUUGCUGGGAUUUAUUGAUUCAUAAAGUGACUGUUUUAGUUUGUGACGCUCGGAGACUGUAUGUUUAACUCUGAACUUAUUUCAUUGUUGGGUUUCAGGUUUAGCUUCAUCGAAUUGGGAAUUUUAAGUUGAAGAGGAGAAAGUUCUUUUUGGUGUAUAUUUUGUUUCUGGAAAUUUGGCUGAUUAACAAUGUCGGUCACGGCGGGGGUUAGUGAUACUGUAAUUGCUGUUAGGGAUAAACUUAGAGGUAAAAUUGGACAAACAAAAGUUAAGAGGUACUGGCCUGGAAAGGCUCCCGAGUGGGCGGAUGAUGCUGAUGAAGAUGGCGAUAUUAGGAUGGCCAGGGCAGCAGCACUUGAGAAAGCAUUUCCAAGUCAGGAAGAUUCAGAUCUAUCUAGGAAGGAUGACCCUAGGUUGCGCCGUCUAGCCGAGAGUAGGAUAGAUAAUCAGGAGGAGAUUAGAGCUGAUCAUCGACGUAUGCCAAGCGAGAUUGUUUCGACCAUUGAAGAGGAAACUCGAAGGCAGGAGGGAUUAGAUGCAGAGGAGAGGAGAGGAGGCUUUGGAGGAAAGAAGAAGAAGAAUCAAGGAAAAAGUUUGCGACAAAGGGAACUAGAAGAAGCUGCAUUCCCUGAAGAAGAAGAGGAGGAGGAACCAGAGGAAGAGGAAGAAGAGGAGUCUGAGUAUGAAACUGACUCAGAAGAUGAACCUACUGGGAUAGCAAUGGUGAAGGCAAUAUUUGUUCCUAAAUCAGAGAGAGAAACUAUUGCUGAACGGACGUAUUGAAGAGGAGGAAAGGUCUCUUGAGGAAUGAGAAAAAGGAGAUUGGAGGAAAGGAAGGCAGAGACAAAGCACAUUGUGGUUGAGGAGAUUAGAAAGGAUGAAGAGAUCCAGAAGAAUCUGGAAAUGGAGGCAAAUAUUGCAGAUGUGGAUACUGAUGAUGAAAUUAAUGAAGCAGAAGAAUAUGAGGCUUGGAAGUUAGAGAGAUUGCUAGAUCAAGAGGAUAGAGAACUCCGAGAUGCAAUGUUGAAGGAGAGGGAGGAGAUUGAAGAGGUGAGGAAUAUGACUGAGGAAGAGAGGAGAGAAUGGGAGAGGAAGAAUUCGAAACCUGCUCCACCACCUAAGCAGGAGUGGAAGUUUAUGCAAAAAUAUUACCACAAGGGUGCGUUCUUCCAGGAAGAUGCUGAUGAUAAUGCUGGAAAACGCUGGAUCUGAUUUCUAUUUUUCCAUCGUGAUUUCUCUUCCCCAACUGGAGAAGAUAAGAUGGACAAGACAAUAUUGCCGAAGGUUAUGCAAGUCAAGCACUUUGGUCGUAGUGGGAGAACUAAAUGGACACAUCUUGUCAAAGAAGAUAUGACCGACUGGAACAACACUUGGACCUAUAAUGAUCCUCUUCGGGCAAAAUACAAUGCAAAAAUGGCUGGAAUGAAUGCACCAAUAGCGAAACCUAAAGGAAGCAAGAAGUUAAAGGAUUGGGAAUCUCGUUGAGUUUUAAUGGCAUAAAGCACGGUUAGAAAGCUUUUCUAGUUAGCCCUUUUCGUUGUUCAAUUUGAAAAAAUGCUUGCAUAAUGGGUUACCAAGAUAGUUUGGCACCCAGUUUGCCUUCUCUUUCAAACUAGAGAUGUACCUGGAUUUUGUAUGUUGAUGUAAUAUAAUUACUCCCAAGUCAUUACGUUCCCCUUUUGUUACAGUUGCUUUUUGGUUGGUAUUUCUCGUUA
Molecule: messenger RNA, 1981 nt
Organism: Benincasa hispida (wax gourd)
Lineage: Eukaryota; Viridiplantae; Streptophyta; Magnoliopsida; Cucurbitales; Cucurbitaceae
Source: RefSeq, a predicted model, not a curated record